ACUGUCAAUUUAAAGAAACGUGUGUGUGUGUGUGUGUGUGUGUGUGUGUGUGUGUGUGAUAGUAUAGAGAAAAUUUGUGUUUGAUCGUAGAUUGAGUCACGUGAUGGAGAAGAGAUCCACCGUUCGCAGUUUAGGUAGUUUUGAUUGUGAUAUUAAUAAUUAAGUUUUGUAUUUAUUAAGAUUUUUAACAAAGACAUGGAUAUCCAAAAUAUUAAAGAAGAAAUUGAUAUCCAAAUUGUUAAAGAAGAAAUAGAUAUUCACAAUGAUAUUUUGUCGAAUAUCGAUAUGAAACAAGAAUUAAUUGACGAAGUAUCUACGAUAAAAAUUGAAAAUACAAAUGAACAUAUAAAUGGAAUUUAUUCAAUCAAACAAGAAGUAAAUGAAGACCAGAAUAGAACUAAAAUAUUUGAUAACCGUUUCGAUGUAGCCAGUAAAACAAAAAGGAAUAUGCUCAGUUCUCAUAUCUUAAGAAACAAACUGGGAUAUUUAAAAGUUGACGGUGGAAAGCGAUCUAAGUCGAGAGUUACAGGGCAGAUGAGAAAUUUACAACCAAAUGCUAUGGGGUUAAAGAUAUGUAUAUAUUGUGGGAAAUUAUACACACAACAAGUGGAAAUGUUAAGGCACUCAGCAAUACAUUAUUGUAUAAAACGAAAAAAAUUAUAUAAAAUAAAACUAAACCAUAAAAAUAAAAGUGAUACCUGCAUUAUGGAAAAUCAUGAUAUAAAAGAUGAAAUUGAGGUAGUUGAACAUGAAUUUAAAGUGGAGUUGCAGGAAACCAAAAAUCAGUUAAAUACUACUGAUAAUUUAAAUUUAAAUAUGGAUUUGAAUACUUACUCCGGAACAAAACCAUUUAAAUGUGAUAUUUGCUUGAAAACAUUUUUAAGGAAAACUAAUUUGAAAACACAUUUGCGUAUCCAUACAGGAGAAAAGCCAUUUAAAUGUGAUAUUUGCUUGAAAAAAUUUUUAAGAAAAACGAAUUUGAAGUCACAUUUGCGUAUCCAUACAGGAGAAAAGCCGUUCAAAUGUGAUAUUUGCUUGAGAACUUUCUUUCUUAAAUCUAACUUGAAAAGACAUUUACGUUGUCACACAGGAGAAAAGCCAUUCAAAUGUGAAGUUUGCUUAAAAAGAUUUUCACAGAAACAUAAUUUUGAUACCCAUAUGCGUAGUCAUACUGGAGAAAAGCCAUGCUGUGACAUUUGUUUGAAAUCUUUUACAUGUACAGAUAAUUUGAAGAAACAUUUGCUUAUUCAUACAGGAGAAAAAACAUUUAAAUGUGAUAUUUGCUUGAAAACAUUUUUAAGAAAAACUAAUUUGAAGACACAUUUGCGGAGCCAUACAGGAGAAAAACCAUUCAAAUGUGACAUUUGUUUGAAAACUUUCUUACUUAAAUCUAAUUUGAAUAGACAUUUACGUUGUCACACAGGAGAAAAGCCAUUCAAAUGUGACAUUUGUUUGAAAAAAUUUUCUCAGAAACGUUAUUUUGAUACACAUUUGCGUAGUCAUACAGGAGAGAAGCCAUGCUGUGACAUUUGUUUGAAAACUUUUACAAGUACAGAUAAUUUGAAGAAACAUUCGCGUAUUCAUACAGGAGAAAAACCAUUUAAAUGUGAUAUUUGCUCGAAAACUUUUUUAAGAAAAACUAAUUUGAAUACACAUUUGCGGAGCCAUACAGGAGAAAAACCAUUCAAAUGUGACAUUUGUCUGAAUUCAUUUCGAUAUGCAAAUAAUUUGAAGAGACAUUUGCGCAUUCAUACAGAAGACGAAACAUUUAAAUGUGAUAUUUGUUUGAAAACAUUUUUAAGAAAAACCAAUUUGAAUACACAUUUGCUUAUCCAUACAGGAGAAAAGCCAUUCAAAUGUGACAUUUGUUUGAAAACUUUUACACAAAUAAGUAGUUUAAAUAGACAUUUGCUUAGUCAUACAGAAGAAAAACCAUUUAAAUGUGAUAUGUGUUUAAAAACUUUUACACAGAUAAGUAGUUUGAGGAGACAUUUGCGUAGUCACGCAGAAGAAAAUUGAAAUUGUACUGAAAGAAAAUAUAUUUAAACAGAGUUUGCUAUAAUGGAAGGAGAUCAAGAUGUGGAAGUUAAAUUACAAAGUUGUAGGCAUUUUUAUUGCCUACAACUUUUGUUUUUACACUUUUUCCACAUAACCUCAAAAUUCAAAUAAACAAGUUUCUGCUCAUUGAUUAUUAUCUUGAAAAAAAUAUAUAAAAAGACUUUGAUUCUGUUAGAUCACUCGCGACUAAUGAAAGGGUUAAAAAAAUUUCGGUUUCACGUGAGAAGUUUAGACUUAAACUCACCCCCUUUUCCUUUCAGACCUCAGAUCGCCAGUAAAUUAUUUUUCCUUUCAUUUUUAUCAUAUUCUCCUCCUUUUGCGAUCGGUUUCAUCCUACUUUUAUUUUGUUUUGUUACAAAAAUUGAAUUUAGCAUUACCGAUUUAUACACUCAGAUACUCCAAACAGUUUUGGGGAUGAUCUGUGUUUGAAAAUGUCCGAAAUGAGCGAAAUUCAUUCUAAUGAUGCAGGUAUCAUAAUAUUGUACAGCCGUGUAUUAAAAUCGUGGAGAUAGAUCCGCGUUUUCCGGUAAAAGUAGAAAAAAAUAAGGACUGUUACGUUCCUUGGGCCGGCCCUGUCCAUUUACUAUGGAAUUUUAAAAAAAUCGGUGAAUCAUGCGGCGUAUAUUUUUUGUAUAUAAUAUAUUUCUUCUAAAUAAUUUCUAGGAAAGUCUAUUUAUUUAUUUAUUUUGUUCUAGAAGUUUAUAGAUUUUUAUUUGUGAUAUAUAGUUAAUUUAACGCAGUAAGUUCAAUUUUAAAUAAAUAGUCGUUUGAAUUAGUAAAAAGUAAUUAUUUAUGUGAUAUAUAUAAGUAAAUUAUUGUGUCAAGUGUAUGAUAUAAUGUGUAAAUAAAUUAAGUACGCAAGA
Messenger RNA from Diorhabda sublineata, 2921 nucleotides. Its product is annotated as gastrula zinc finger protein XlCGF57.1-like. Bases 196 to 2019 code for a protein of 607 amino acids. Lineage: Eukaryota; Metazoa; Arthropoda; Insecta; Coleoptera; Chrysomelidae. The transcript has 3 exons. The record is from RefSeq and is a predicted model, not a curated record.